Messenger RNA from Nanorana parkeri, 480 nucleotides. It is a transcript of the gene LSM5, whose product is annotated as LSM5 homolog, U6 small nuclear RNA and mRNA degradation associated. The record is from RefSeq and is a predicted model, not a curated record. The transcript is spliced from 5 exons. Gene Ontology annotation, biological process: mRNA splicing, via spliceosome. Gene Ontology annotation, cellular component: U4/U6 x U5 tri-snRNP complex; U6 snRNP; Lsm1-7-Pat1 complex. NCBI's taxonomy places the organism in Eukaryota, Metazoa, Chordata, Amphibia, Anura, Dicroglossidae. The coding region runs from base 106 to 381 and encodes 91 amino acids. Gene Ontology annotation, molecular function: RNA binding.
UAUCGGUGCUCGAUUACAUUUGGUUCCCGGAGGCGGAUAAUUACAAAAGCGACUAGGAAGCGUUUUGUUCCGGGAUCGGUCCUGUGGAGGGAAGUGUGGCUGAACAUGGCGGCCAAUGUAACCACCAAUCCUUCUCAGCUAUUGCCUCUUGAACUCGUGGAUAAAUGUAUAGGAUCCCGUAUUCACAUCGUAAUGAAGAGUGAUAAAGAAAUCGUUGGCACGCUUCUGGGAUUUGAUGACUUUGUUAAUAUGGUACUAGAGGAUGUCACAGAAUUUGAGAUUACACCUGAGGGAAGGCGAAUUACAAAACUUGAUCAAAUCUUGCUAAAUGGAAACAAUAUAACCAUGCUUGUACCUGGAGGAGAAGGUCCUGAAGUAUGAAUGGGUUGUGAAGUUCAACAAUCCAUCACCCCAUCCUGUAUAUUACAGUGGAACUGGUUGACCUGGCAUCAGACAAAUGAGUGUAUUAUAGGCACAGAA